This is a messenger RNA of Lolium perenne, 1033 nucleotides long. Its product is annotated as tetraspanin-7. Lineage: Eukaryota; Viridiplantae; Streptophyta; Magnoliopsida; Poales; Poaceae. Gene Ontology annotation, biological process: auxin-activated signaling pathway. The record is from RefSeq and is a predicted model, not a curated record. Gene Ontology annotation, cellular component: membrane.
CCCUCACAAAGCACAAACACAUCUCUCCAACACGACCCUCCGCGCAACUUCCAUCGCAAAUGGCGCCGCGGUGCAGCAACACCGUCUUCGCGGUCUUUAACGUGGUGACCCUCCUCCUGGGCGCGGCCGUCCUCGCGGCGGGCAUCUACGCGAGCGCGCCGCACCGGGGCGGCGCGACGGACUGCGACCGCUUCCUCCGCACGCCGGCGAUCGUCCUCGGCGUCGCCAUCAUGGUGGCCUCGCUCGCGGGUCUCGUAGGCGCCUGCUGCCGCGCGUCGGCGCUCCUCUGGAUCUACCUUUUCCUCACGGGGCUCCUCAUCCUCGCCGCGCUCUGCUUCGCGGGCUUCGCGUUCGCCGUCACCAACGCGAGCGCCGGGCAGGCCGUGUCCGGGAGAGGGUUCAGGGAGUACCGGCUUGGGGACUACUCCAGCUGGCUGAGGCGCACGGUGGAGGACGGCCGCAACUGGGGAAGGAUCAGGAGCUGCCUCAUGGAGGCCAAUGUGUGCCGGAGCCUGCAGAGCAACCGGACGCUCGACGAGUUCGUCAACGCCAAUCUCUCGCCGGUGCAGUCUGGAUGCUGCAAGCCCCCAACCGCGUGCAACUUCACGUACCAGAACGAGACCUACUGGACCAAGCCCCCUGGCUAUGUCAGCGGCGCCGACCCUGACUGCGACGCGUGGUCGAAUGAGCAGUCGGAGCUCUGCUACGGCUGCCAGUCCUGCAAGGCCGGCGUCCUAGGGAACCUCAAGAACAGCUGGAAGAAGAUCGCCUUCGUCAAUGCCGCCUUCGUCGUGCUCCUCGUCGUCGUCUACGGGUUCGGCUGCUGCGCUCUUAGGAACAACCGUCGGCACAAGUACUCCCUCGUUGGGAAAUGAGGAUGACCAGCACCAGCCAGCGGAAGGUAGCAGCAGUGACGUCUCAGAAAAUUGCGUACUUGGAUGAUGCUAGUCUUGCAGUCCCAUGGAAUGAACUGUAACAGUACAUAUGUGAUGGUUGCCUUUUUGUUUGGAUGAUCUCUUCUCUCGACUCUUGA